This is a messenger RNA of Pelodiscus sinensis (Chinese soft-shelled turtle), 2881 nucleotides long. It is a transcript of the gene FLI1, whose product is annotated as Fli-1 proto-oncogene, ETS transcription factor. The record is from RefSeq and is a predicted model, not a curated record. Gene Ontology annotation, biological process: cell differentiation; regulation of transcription by RNA polymerase II. Gene Ontology annotation, cellular component: nucleus. Gene Ontology annotation, molecular function: sequence-specific DNA binding; DNA-binding transcription factor activity, RNA polymerase II-specific. Lineage: Eukaryota; Metazoa; Chordata; Testudines; Trionychidae.
GCUGCUUGGCUUCAGCCAAAAACAAAAAAAAAAAACAAAAAAAACCCACCCUACCAAGUCCAUGUUCACAUCGACUUUCUGAUGACACAGUGCGUGGUAGCGCAGCCUAUUGCUGCGACGCGGCUCUCCGCUGGGCUCGCCAAGCGGAGCGAGCCCGAAGAAACCGCUAUUGUUCUGCCCCGCUCUUAUCUGCGCGGCGCAAAUAUCCUGGAUGUAAACGCACCGCUCUGUUUGAACCCAGAAGGCAGGACCCAGCGGAGAGACAGAAGGUUUCCUCCUCAAGUGACUUCACUUCCCAAAAUUAGCAGAAAAAAAGUUUCAUCCGGUUAACUGUCUCUUUAGCGCUCCGCUGCACCCAGCAAAAGUUAAAAGAGCGAGCGAGAGAGCGCGAAGGAAAAGUAAAAUCUUGGGGGGUGGGGUCAGAAAGCGCGAGGAUCAGCACUUCAGGGGGCUGCGGGGCCAGGCUAAACCGGGUCAAUGUGUGGAAUAUCGCUGGACUCGGCUGGAGAUUAUUCUAGAUGGACGGAACUAUUAAAGAGGCCCUUUCGGUGGUGAGUGACGAUCAGUCCCUCUUCGAUUCCACGUACGGCGCUGCCGCUCACCUCCCCAAGGCGGACAUGACAGCCUCAGGGAACCCUGACUAUGGGCAGCCGCACAAAAUCAACCCUUUACCUCCCCAGCAGGAGUGGAUCAAUCAGCCCGUCCGGGUCAAUGUCAAGAGGGAAUAUGAUCACAUGAACGGAUCCAGGGAGUCCCCGGUCGAUUGCAGCGUCAACAAAUGCGGCAAACUGGUGGGCGCUGGGACGGAGUCCAACCCGAUGAAUUACAACACCUAUAUGGAUGAAAAGAAUGGCCCUCCCCCAAACAUGACCACAAAUGAGAGGAGAGUCAUUGUCCCAGCAGAUCCCACCUUGUGGACCCAGGAACAUGUGCGCCAGUGGCUGGAGUGGGCUAUAAAGGAAUACGGAUUAAUGGAGAUUGACACGUCCCUCUUCCAGAACAUGGACGGCAAGGAACUGUGCAAAAUGAACAAAGAAGAUUUCCUGCGAGCCACCUCCCUCUACAACACAGAAGUUCUGUUGUCUCACCUCAGUUACCUCAGGGAAAGUAGCUCACUGCUGGUCUACAACACUCCAACCCACACAGAGCCCUCCUCGCGGCUCCCGGCCAAAGAAGAUCCCUCCUACGACACAGUCCGGAGAGCAGGAUGGGGCAAUAACAUGAACUCCAGCAUCACCAAAAGUCCCCCGGUGGCAGGGACUCAAACUGUGAAUAAGAAUACAGAACAGCAAAGGCCCCAACCAGAUCCCUAUCAAAUCCUGGGACCCACCAGCAGCCGCCUCGCCAAUCCUGGGAGUGGACAGAUCCAGCUGUGGCAGUUCCUCCUUGAGUUGCUGUCGGACAGUUCCAAUGCCAGCUGCAUCACGUGGGAGGGAACCAACGGGGAGUUCAAGAUGACGGAUCCCGAUGAGGUGGCCAGGCGCUGGGGAGAGCGCAAGAGCAAGCCCAACAUGAAUUACGACAAGCUGAGCCGAGCCCUCCGAUACUACUACGAUAAGAACAUUAUGACCAAAGUGCACGGCAAAAGGUAUGCCUACAAAUUUGACUUUCAUGGCAUUGCCCAGGCUCUCCAGCCUCAUCCAACUGAGUCUUCGAUGUACAAGUAUCAAGCAGAUCUUUCCUAUAUGCCUUCUUACCACACCCACCAACAGAAGGUGAACUUUGUGCCCCCCCAUGCUUCCCCUAUGCCUGUCACAUCAUCCAGUUUCUUCGGAGCAGCAGCAUCCUAUUGGACCUCUCCUACAGGCAGUAUCUACCCAAAUCACAACGUCCCGCGCCAUCCCAGCACUCACGUACCAUCACACUUGGGCAGCUACUACUAGAUGUUUUUAUCAACUUGUUUGGAUGCUCACUUUACUUCUGGGAUUUUUGGACCUUUUGGGAUAUUUUGUGGCCGUUGUUGGGGGUGGGGAAUAAAAACUGGAUAUUAGUUAUUCUUGGAUCAAACCUCUUUUUUUUUUUCUUUUUUUUUUGUAAUUUUGCCUCUUCUGCCUUGAACUAGGAGAUGGGAUACCUCUGCAGGCCAGUACUCUGUGUUUUUGUUUUGGUUCUAAGUCUUAUGUCCUCUAUAGGAUUUGUCCAUGAAGAUGACUCACCACAACCUGGAAUGAGUACCAGUAUUUGAAUUUUUAUGAGAAAGGCAAAAAAUUAGCAGUCUGAAGUCUCCUGGCAAGACAUAGAUCCAACCGUAGGCUAUAGAAGAAUACUAUGUUUGUUUAACAGGGACUUAGGAUGAACAUGUGUUUUGGUGGUUUUUUCUGGGAUCAAGGAAGGGAUGGAAGAUUCAGAUAUUAUGUUGUGAGGACCUGAGGCUACAGGGAAUGGCAACUGGAAUCUUAGUUUUAAUUAAGGCCAAUGAGGUUUUUCACCCAACUGGAAAUUUAUAUAUAAAGAAGUAAAGGGCAUUGAAGGAAUCUUUCUAAAGUGUGCAACUUGUGUUGGACUAUGUAUUAACUCCAGAAACAUCUGAGACCAGAACAAUAGAAAGUAACCUAACAUCAAGCACAGACAUUCCUUGAAAGCAAAACUGAAAUAAAAUAAACGACAGCAGGUCCUAGAGCUCUGCCAAAGCUUUCGGGAUCGCUAAGCGCUACCGAUUCGCGAACGCUGCGCGUUUGUCAGACCGUCAUUCUAAGGGUCAGCUAAUCAGAAGGCAACUUACUGUAUAAGUUAUGCAGAGUUAUUUUUCCCUAUAUCUCACAAUAUUAAAAGAAAGAGUAAAUAAACGAGUUGACCUCAGUCACAAAAUGCAGGUUAUUUUUACUAACAAAUCAGUUGUUUGUGGGUUUUUUAUGUUGUUGUCUGUCUGGAUUAUUGUUUG